GCAGCGCCUAUCAAAACGUGAUAUUUUUACAAUCUAUCAAGUUUUGCUGAUUAAGUCAUCUAAAAAGUCUUUAAAAUGAAACGGACCCAUCGUCUAGAGAAAAAUGGAGUCAUUCAGGAUUCAUCUGAUGUUGAUGAAACCGUUGAUGUUGCCAUGGAUGAUGCUGUCACAAAUGGUGACCACAUACACCAGGUUCAGCCCAUUGCUAAGAAGGUGAAAUUGAACAAAGGAGAGCUUUAUAAACCACCUACUAAUGAGGAGAUCACUCAGCUUAAAGAGACAGAGUCACUUUUCCAGUCUGGGCUGUUUAGAAUGCAGAUCAAUGAAUUGCUUGGGGAGGUGAGACUAAAGAAGACCAAGAAGAGUCAGCUUGAUUCAUUCCUACACACUCUCAAGGAAUCCAUUAUGGCAGUGAAAAAUAUGAAGACAAGUUUUGAGCUGAAAAAUCAGGAUUGGCUGAAGAAGCUCAAGAUCAAGGUUCCCAUAAAACAAGAACCAUUGGAUGUGAAGGGAAAAUUCCAGUUUCAAAAGCCUAAGUCUGUUAAGGUUAUAGGAAGCUAUCUUCUGGGAACAUGUACCAAGCCUGAUUACCAUGUAGACCUGGCACUUGAGAUACCUAAGGAAUGUAUUCAGGCAAAGGAUCAUCUGAACCAUCGCUACCUAAGAAAGAGGGCGCUGUACCUCACAUGUAUUGCUGCUCAUUUAAGGAAAGACAAAUCAAUUGAAAAAUUAGAGUUUUCAUACCACCAUGGUAACCCCAUGAAACCCAUCGUCAUAGUAACACCUACAGGUAGUGUAGGGAAAACAUGCACAGUGCAUCUUCACACAACCAUUGAGGAGGAUUGCUUUAAGUUGAACAGAUUCCAUAUUAACAAGAAUAAUGUACGCUCUGGAUGGUUAUUUGGAGAAACUGAAGAAAAAGAGGAAAAUGAUGAAUCCCCUACCCCUCAGUAUAACACUGCAAUACUGGCAGACAUGUUACUUGAGAAAAAUCUGCAGUUCCUACACAGUACAAUAGGUGGCUCUCAAAAUAUCCAAGAUGGCGUCACUCUGCUUAAGAUAUGGCUCGGUCAACGUGAACUUAACAAGGGCCAGGGAUCAUUCAGUGGUUUUAUCUUGAGUAUGUAUGUGGCUCAUCUUGUCUCCUUGCAUAAAGUCAGCCCACUUAUGAGCUCUUAUCAGAUUGUAAGAACUACCCUCCUAAACUUAAGUACUUUUGACUGGCUAAAAGAUGGCAUAAUGAUGCAUGGCACAAGUGAAGACCCCUUGAAACCAACAAGAGAAGAGUUCAAGGCAGUAUCUGGUGUUGUAUUUGUGGACCCCUCGGGCUAUUUAAAUAUAUGUGCUGAUAUGACACCCGACACACUAAAAAGAGUUCAGCAUGAGGCCAAGCUAUCUCUACAACACAUGGAGGAAACAACAAUUGAUGCAUUUGAGAUACUCUUCAUGCAGAGGGUCCCCUUCACGAGGACAUUUGACACUCUCAUACACAUUAAAACGUCUUGUGCAAUUGAGCAUGCAGUGAAACAACACAGGAACUCUGAUGUGCGGAGUGCUUCAGCAGUGGUGCCAUCUAUUCUACAAGUAGUAACCAGAGCCCUUGGGAAUAGAGCCAGUCUAGUCUGUCACAAGUUACAGCCAUGUGAAAAGUGGGAUAUUAAAGAUGGAGACCACCCAGAUGAAAACCAGCUGUGUCUUGGUGUUCUACUUAAUGAGGAGCAUAGUAACAGUUUACUUGAGAAAGGUCCCCCUGCUGAUAGUCCUGAGGCAAAAGGUUUUCGUAAUUUCUGGGGGGAGAAAUCUGAGUUGCGUCGGUUUAAAGAUGGCAGCAUAUGUGAAGCUGUUGUCUGGAAUGCAGAAACGAUAGCUGCCAAGCGUCAUGUGACCAGCAAAAUUAUUAAACAUGUUUUGACGAGGCAUUUUAACAUAACAGAGAGCUGCAUAAAAUACAUGGGAAACCAUUUAGAUUCACUCCUAUGCAUUCCACAUAGAAGUAACAAAAACAAACCUAGGCCAGACCCCUCAUAUGGUACAGGAGAAGAACAUAGCUUUAUGGUGAUGAAGACAUAUGAAACAUUGAGUAAGAUCAUCAGGAAUCUAGAUGACCUUCCCCUGACUGUUAAUACCAUACAAGGUUCUGAUGCUGUGUUUAGGCAUACACAGGUGUUCCCCCAGGAGGCAGCCUCAUACAAACCUUCUGGAAUAUUUGAAGGGAAGAGGAGACUACCAUCAGCUGGGAGGAAUGUACCUCCUGUGUUGGCACCAUUGAAAGUUAUAUGCAUCAUGGAAGGAAGUGGGAAAAUGCCAGAGGAUAAAGAUGCCAUGCAACGAAUCAAGGCAGCAUUCCACAUUAAACUCGCAGAGCUAUUACAUAAGCAACAUAACCUAGAAACUGUUGUACAUACUGAUCAUGUAGAUAUAUUUAAGGAUGGCUUUCUGUUUGCUGUCUAUUUGAGUUUCCUGAGAGAGAUUGCAGUAUUAAAGCUGGAGACCGCUCCUAAUGGAAUGGUGAAGAUGAAAGAUAACUCUGCCUCCGUAGCUUUAGAAAAAGACAUUGUACACACACCUAAGCUAACCUCUACACUGAAUGGCCUUGGUACAGAGCACCAGACAUACUGUGCUGUUGCUAGGCUUGCAAAACGUUGGAUAAGUGCCCAAUACUUAGGAGACUAUAUUCAGGAUGAAGUAGUUGAUAUGAUAGUGGCUUAUCUGUACAUUUCUCCAGCACCCCAUACAGCACCUGUGUCUGUGUUGGGUGGCUUCUCUAGGUUCCUCUACCUGGUCUCUACCUAUGACUGGAACCUCAAUCCCCUCAUCAUCAACUUCAACAAUGUAUUAACAAAGGAGGAAAUAACCAGUAUUCAAGUGCAAUUCAGCAAAGAUAGGACAUCUUUCCCCCUCAUGUGUCUCCCUACAUCUUUUGACCAAUCAGGAGGGGUUUGGAGCAGAAGGAGCCCGAAUCCCAUGAUGCUCAACAGAUUGGUCGUCCUGGCAAAGGAGUCUCUUCUUGUAUUAGAGAAUCAUCUUACACAUUGUACCAAAGGAGUAGAUCUGAAGCAAAUUUUCCGAGCACCCCUAGAUCACUAUGACGUCAUAAUAAAGCUAAUUCCGAAGUACGUUCCAACAGCAUUCCAGUCAGUGGAUGUACCCGACGAGACUAUCAUACCCAAAUUUGGUGAAUACUCAAAUGAUCACGUUCUCCCAGUUAUUGAUUUCAACCCGGUACAGCUGUUCCUGAAGGAACUUAGAGAAAGCUUUGAUGACAUUGCGCUAUUCUUUUAUGACAAAUAUGGUGGAGAUGUCAUCGCAGUGCUUUGGAAACCACCCUCCUUACAGCCUUCAAAAUUUCAGGUCUCUCACAUAGAUGCGCGGAGGGUGGAUGUAGAGUCCAACAAACAGGACGUUCAAAUGGUGACUAACAUUGAGGCCAUAAUACAAGACUUCUACACCAUUGGUCAAGGACUUGUUAAAAGUGUUACAAAAACUCAGAAGUAGCUAUACUGAAACAUAUCAGUGUUUUAUGUAAAAUAAAUAGAAAAGCAAAUAUAUAGUGUAUAUGAAACUAUGUACUCCAUUACAGUAAAUAUAUACACCAUCAUAUAUAUUUUCUCCG
This is a messenger RNA of Owenia fusiformis, 3613 nucleotides long. The record is from the annotation of a GenBank genome assembly. Lineage: Eukaryota; Metazoa; Annelida; Polychaeta; Sabellida; Oweniidae.